Drosophila grimshawi is the source of this 3697-nucleotide messenger RNA. RefSeq names its product tyrosine-protein kinase RYK (gene Drl-2). Bases 913 to 2838 code for a protein of 641 amino acids. Lineage: Eukaryota; Metazoa; Arthropoda; Insecta; Diptera; Drosophilidae. Gene Ontology annotation, biological process: axonogenesis; multicellular organism development; protein phosphorylation. Gene Ontology annotation, molecular function: ATP binding; protein kinase activity. The transcript has 12 exons. The record is from RefSeq and is a predicted model, not a curated record. Gene Ontology annotation, cellular component: signaling receptor complex.
UGGCAAUGAAAGGAUUAAAAGCAUAACAUUUCAUAUCAUUUGACAGUCCGCACAGGUCACAGGAUAUGGGACACGACAGAGGACUCUGCGCCUAAGCUGAUUGUGUUUUGAUAAGACUCUCUACAGAACAAACUAACCAACCAGGCAACCCACGACUAGACGAGCAGACGACACAAAAAGGGCACCAGAACAACGAGGACAACCAGGACACGUGCUCGACACCAAUAACGGGCUACUGGUCACUGUUGUCCACUCUCUGCUGACCAGCUGGGAAUACGUCACCAACGAGAAGAACCAAGCCACCAGCAGCAGCACCAGUUGGUCAAAGGAGUAAUAGUGGGAGGAAUAGGUAGCCAAGGGCGAGGAGUGGCUAAUAAAAAAGCUAACGAAAGUCCAGCAGAGUCAGAUGCGAAAAUGCUGAUGCCGCUUGCAGUCGACAGGCGAAUCCAGCAGCAACAACAACAACAAGAGAAACAACCGCAACAAAAACAAAACUGGAAAAGUUGAACCCUGUGUGCAAAAGGGGAGAGUCGACAGCUGAGGAGAAGGGGGAGUCAGAGGCAGCUGCAGCGGCUGAAAAGUUCCAAAUUUUGGCAGACUGAAUCCUCAUCGCUUUGUGGCCGCAUCCGGAACUACAAAAUUGUGCCCCCAGCGGAAGUCUCCUUCCCAUUGCUCAGUCCUUAUUUCCUGCGCCUGUGCAUCCUGAACGCUUCAAUUGCCACACACUGAAAUUGGCUGUCAUACAGCCAAAGGGGAAGACAGUUCCACCAGAAGAAAGGGGGUUCCAUUGAAAUGAGCCCCAAUUGUGGCGACACAUGCUCUGACAAGUUAUUAAUUCAACGUCUGGCGCGCAGAUAAGCAUACCCAGACACCAUAUCAGGAGAAGAAGUUGCAGAUCCCCACUUACCCACUAUGGCCACCAAUCGCUACUUCCUGCUGCAGUGGGUCUGGAUCUCGCUGCUCACUUGUCAUCUGAAUUCGGUCAGCGCAUAUCUCAACAUUUUCAUCAGCCACCAUGAAGUGAUGAAACUGAUGGGGCUGGAGGCGGAUUUGUUCUACGUUCACGAGGGAGCCAUUAACACAUACGCGAUGCACUUCACCGUCCCCGUCCCGGCAGAUGUGCACGAGCUGGAGUUCUCCUGGCAAAGUCUCAUCGCUUAUCCAUUGCGCUACACAAUCAGCAUCGAGUACGCCAACGACCAGGACGCACUGGGCACACCCACGCUGAGCAUUCCACACAAGGGCCUGGUGCCGCAGGAGAUCGAGUCCUUCUUGGUUUACCUGCCCUGCACGGGCAAUGCCAGCCUCCAAUUGCCUGUGAAUGUCAACAUGGUAGUGCAAGGACCUCCCCGCUUCAACGAUACCCGGCUCCACUUCAAGCGCAACAAGAUCUGUGCCAAAGGCAUCUCACCAGAGCCGAACCAGUCGCCAGCCCCAGCACACGCCCCUUCCCAGGGACCCGCUCUGAUGAGCGCCGCUGCUUGUGCUUUGGGUCUGGUCCUCGCCGUAGGCCUCGUAGCUAGCAUGAUGUAUGUGCGAGCUCGCAAACAGCUGCGCCAGGACUCGCUGCAUACCAGCUUCACUACAGCAGGUUAUGGCAGUCAUCAGAACGUAUUUAUUCGCCUUGAUCCUCUCGGACGACCGCCGAGUGCCACCGGCUCCUACGCGACCAUCGCCAGCCUCAACAAAUAUCCGGUGGAAACCAAAAAGUCGUGCAGCAUAUUUGACCGUUUCCGCAGCUCGCCCACGCCCACACCCUAUGCCACCGCCCUGCUACCAAUGGGCGACCAGACCGGCGAGACCAUUUACUCGAAGCCAGAAUCGGUCUGUCCCUCGAGGAUAUCCUACUACACCUCCUCGCAGCUAACACAGGUCUGCAGUAUGACGACCCCAAAGAGCAGUCGUGGCAAUGUGAGUGGCAGCCUCUUUGGUGGCAUUGCCACCGGCAGCACCAUCACUAUGGCCAGUCACGGUCAUGGGGACAAGACCAAGGAGCGUCUGCGUCGUAUUCCCAGCGUACAGCCGGGCGCCUUGAGCUACGAGCAGCUGAUUAAGGAGGGCACCUUCGGUCGCAUCUAUGCGGGCAAGCUGGGGGAGACAUGCGAUGCGCUGGUCAAGACGGUAAUCGAUGGUGCCUCGUUGACGCAGGUGGCCUGCCUGCUGCAGGAUGCCUCGCUGCUGAUUGGCGUCAGUCAUCAGCACAUACUGGCGCCCUUGUUGGCCAAUACGGAGCUGCCCGGUCCGCCAGAGAUUGCAUAUCCCUAUCCGUCCAAGGGUAAUCUGAAGAUCUACUUGCAAAAGUCGAGGGAGUCGAGCACAGCGCUGAGCACUCGCCAACUGGUCGAGUUCGGACUGCAUAUAACCAAGGCGUUGGCCUAUCUCCAUUCGCUGGGCAUUGUGCACAAGGAUCUGGCCACACGUAACUGCUACGUGGAUGAGGAGGCGUAUGUGAAGAUUUGCGAUAGCGCACUUUCGCGAGAUCUCUUUCCGGAUGACUACGACUGCCUGGGCGACAACGAGAAUCGUCCGUUGAAGUGGCUGUCGCUGGAGUCAUUGCAGAAGAAGGUCUACACCACACAGGGUGACGUUUGGGCACUGGGCGUACUCUACUGGGAGCUGGUGACACUCGCCCAGAUGCCGCACGAGGAGGUGGACAUAUUUGAGCUUACCAAUUACUUGGCUGCCGGCUACCGCCUGGAGCAGCCCGUCAACUGUCCGGAUGAAUUUUUUACGGUUAUGAACUGCUGCUGGCACUGCGAGCCAAAACAGCGUCCGACACCUUCCCAGCUGUUGUCCUAUCUGCAGGACUUUCACGUUGAUCUGGGCAUGUAUAUCUAAGGAUGAUGAACUGACUCAAAGAGCACUGCAGGUCAAUCAUUCAUGUGGAUAGUGGUUGCAGCUGGGCAAUUUACUGAAUGCAAUAAAUGCAUAAGCGAGAUACUUAAGUAAGAUAAAUUUAAUUGAAAACUUUUGCAUUUUAAAUGUGAGAAUUUAAUGUGAAUUACCUGUUAACAAUUUCUCUGGCGUGUGUAACCUUUGAAUGUAUGUAUGUUUGUGUACAUAUAUAUAAAUAUUAUAUAGUGACGUAUUGUCUAAGUAAAUAUUAAGGCGUUUAAGUGGCACGAAUCCAAUUAAAUCAAAACCAAUUGCAGACAAUUGCACUUCAAAAUACGCAAAUAUACCAAUACAGCAGUGUUCCCAAAAACGUUAUCUCCUCGUCUAAAAUCGAAUAACUUUCCCAUAGUCCUUGUUGUAUGGAAAGUGUCUAUGAGGCAGCUCAAUAAUUCGCCUUGUAAUCGAAGCGAAAGCGUUCUUUGGAACACAUUGGUACCCAGUAAGUCCAGUUGGGUAUUUAAGUAGCUAGAAAUUGAGUACACAUAAGAACACAUGCUUAUAUAAUAGUAUAUGUAUACACUUCAGAUUGCGAUAUGCAAAGUUAAAUUAAAGAUAAACGAUUGUGAAUUAAUGGAGAGUGCAUAUUUUAUUGAAUGUGUAUAAGAAAAGAGAAAAGUAGACACACAAACAGAGAGAGAGAGAGAGCGAGCGUGAAUGAAAGAGAGAAAGUAGAAGGCGAAGAAUUAGAAUUGAAUGUGCGACAACAAAAUACGGAAUCUUUUGUUCUCAAAUGUUGUCCUCAAUUGUUAUGAAACGAUAUAUUUAUAUUUAUUUAUUUACCAACGAGCAUUUUUUUAUUACA